CUCCAACUUUUUGUGCAGCACGCGAUAUUGCUGAGUGGGCGAUCGGCUGGUAUUGACACAGCAUCUUUUCGGCUUUGACACCGAUAUUUUUGAAAAACAAAAUCACCGAGAGGACGCCAUAGCACAAGACCCCCGUAAUGACCUCCGCAGUAGCAAUCGCCGAGGUUCAGGCCGACGCACCUGUAGAGAGCCCACCCAAUGCGGAGGCCCCUCCAUCCACCCUCGACACAGUUGCUCCUACACCCACGACAACGCCGCCAACAAAACCUAUCCACACCCUUGUGCUUGACACAGGGCCACUUAUCAAAGGCGAUCCGGCCGUCAGCACCUUGAUCGCCCGAGCAGAAGAAUUAUACACCAUCCCGGCCGUCCUCGAGGAGAUACGAGACGAAGCGACCCGGACUCGCAUAAACAACACCCUCUUGCCAUUUUUGAAGCUGAGGAGUCCGAAGCCUGAGAGCAUCAAGUUUGUAUCAGACUUUGCGCGCCGCACAGGAGAUCUCGAGGUACUCAGCAGGCCGGAUAUUGCGUUGAUAGCCUUGACGUACGAGCUGGAGAUUGAGAGGAACAAUGGCGACUGGAGGUUGAGGAAUACCCCUAACCAACAAAGGGUCAACGGAAGUCCACCAAAGAGGGAAGAUGCCCAGGCUAGCCAGGACGUCGCGAAGGAGCUGUCAACAGAGACAACAGAGCAGACUCCAAAUGUCGCAACUGAUGUCCCUGCGGCAACAGAACAAGCCAGUACUACUGAGGAUGUGCCUGCCGUUACCAGCACAGAGGAGCCUUCGCAGGAGCCUGCUGCGCCCGUUGAAGAGCUCAAGACCUUGGACUUGAAUGGUUCAAAAACUGAGCCAGAUAGCGUUACUGAAGUGGUCGACGAGGAGGACUCGGCCAGCGACGACGGCGACGGCGAAUGGAUCACUCCGUCCAACAUUAAGAAGCACAAGGCAAAGGACAACCCCACGCGCGCGCCAGAGCAACCAAUCCAGCGCGUCCUGCAGGCCGCCCUUCUCACUUCUGAUUUUGCCAUGCAAAACGUAUCCCUGCGUAUCAACCUCAAUGUGGUCUCGCCUACCCUUGCGCGCAUCACGCACCUCAAAUCCUGGGUGUUGCGCUGUCACGGCUGUUUCGCCGUGACGCGCCAGAUGGAGAAGCAAUUCUGCCCCAAGUGCGGCCAGCCGACGCUGACGCGGACAAGCUGCUCAACUGACACCAACGGCAACUUCAAGGUGCAUCUGAAGCGCAACUUUCAGUGGAACAACAGGGGAAACGUGUUCAGCAUCCCGAAGCCGGUCCAUGGUACCGCGAGCGGAAAGAAGACUGUGAGUGGCGGUGGUAAGAACGGAUGGGGCAAGGACUUGCUGCUUGCGGAAGACCAAAAGGAGUACCAGCGCAAGGUUGACGACGAGCGCCGCGCGAGGGUGAGAGAUCUCAUGGAUGAGGACUACCUUCCCGGCAUCCUGACCGGUGAGAGGGCAGGCGGAAACGGCCGUAUCAAGGUCGGCGCGGGGCGCAAUGUCAAUGGAAAGAAACGGAGGUAAUAAACACGACUCCUUGUUUUGUGACGCCAUUCUCUUGCAAAAAAAUACCAUCUUAGAGAUACACCGGUACACGGAUUGAUAGAUAAAAGCAUCAUGACCAAAAUAUAGACCUGAUACGAGUGAUGACCGCCG
Molecule: messenger RNA, 1673 nt
Organism: Pyricularia oryzae 70-15
Lineage: Eukaryota; Fungi; Ascomycota; Sordariomycetes; Magnaporthales; Pyriculariaceae
Product: 20S-pre-rRNA D-site endonuclease NOB1
Exons: 1
Coding region: 138-1541 (467 amino acids)
Biological process (GO): ribosomal small subunit biogenesis; maturation of SSU-rRNA
Cellular component (GO): preribosome, small subunit precursor
Molecular function (GO): RNA endonuclease activity
Source: RefSeq, a predicted model, not a curated record